AGUUUGCGUAAGAUCGUGCUGUUUAGUGGAUGUGCAUUUAUUUCGUUUGCGCUUUACACAAAUUUUUACGCCUGGCUCUCGUAAUUUACGUUCCGUGCCGACACAAUUCAAUUCUUGAUCAAACAUUUUUCCACUAUAUCUUGUGUUGUUUCGGUGUUUAUUGAAAAUUUGUGUUUUUUUCUGAAUCAUUGACGAGAACUCAAAGCAAUUUCUUGUUUAAAUUACCAACAUAAUUUUUCAUGUGUUUUUUUUUCAACUGAAAUUUUUUUUUUAUUGGUUUCAUUAUUCAGUUUUUGAUCAGUGAACAUACAAUCGAAAUAUUCUGAAAUAAACUGAGAGAGAAAAAAACGGUAAAGAGUAAAUAAAAGAAGUUAAAUAGAAACAAAAAAAAAGAAGAACAUAUAGACACCGAAAUCUUGUGAACUCAACACACACAACUGUUUGACUUGAUUCGAGUUUGUUAUCAACUUAAUUGAAUUCUGUGAAAAUUAAAGAGAAGAAAAGAAAAUAGAAAAAAAAUCUCAUCGAGACGUCCGUUUAACAAACAACAAAGUUUCAUAUUUGAAAUAACAAUCAAAACCAAAUUUACGGUCGAAAACUGUGUGAAUUUGAACUAAAGUGUGCUGUAUCUGUUGAACCAAGAGUGAUCGAAAUUUUUGUUCUGCCGCAUCGACAACCAGUGCUGAAAAUUUAAUAUAGAAAACUUUGUCAAAAUUCAUUUAAAAUCCGAUACAAUAGCAGUUUUGAUAAAAGGCAGAGCGAAUAGCCAUUCUGUUUGGCCAAGGCAAUUUUUUUUCUGGCCUGUGUUUCGUGUAUAUUGAAAGUUCUUGUGUUCUAUUUUCGAAGUGAAUCAAAUUAAAUUUAUUAGACAGGAUUAUUUUGUAAGACGUGAAUGUGUUUGAUUGGUGCGCUACCGAAUCCAUUGUAUUAAAAUUCCCAAUCGCCUUCGGUGCCCCUCGAAUCACCAAAAUCGAAACAAUACACACAGUGGAGAAGUUAAUUGAGUGAAAAUUUGUUGUGAGAAGACACACAUUUAGAUGCAGAGAUUUCAAUCUCGCUGAUCGAUUCGAAACGCAUACAUAUUUGUGGAAUAAUUAAAAGCACAAUUUUAAUACUGACAGAGAAAAAAAAACCGAACCAACAAAAUCAGAACAAAGAAAUAAACUCAGAUUAUUAAUUGACCUGCCGGAUUAAAUUGGAUUAUAAAUUCUGUUUCGUUUCGUUGAAGGAGCUUACAAAAAGGAGAAAGAGAAAAAAAAAAUUAUACAACAUAAUAGUCAAAUUUUAUGGAUUGCUGCUGACUUUGCAAAGAUCCAAGAAUAACACGAUACUCGAAUUUGGAUCGAUCGCGAUAUAGACAGAGCACCGAGUGUUUGUGUUGUCCGUAUUUUGCCGAUGAUAAAUUGGGGAUAUGGAAACAUAUGUGCGAUGAUACGUUGGUAAUGCGGCACUGGCUACCACAACCAAUUACGAAUACGACUACGUCGAAAGCGAAGAAGACAACGAAUGGAGCUCCAAUGAUAUAAGUUAUCGCAUUGUUUGAAAGCGUUGCACCUUGCUUUAUUUGCUGCUGACAUUGUUUUUUGUUCCCGCCGUCAAUUGCCACAGGAAAACAUUUUAAAAUAAUAAAUAAGGCGCAUCGUUGAAUCAAGAGAAGCACAUCUCAGCGAGUAAGCGAAGACAAAUAGAGGCAACAAGCUGAAAUAACAAGUGAUCAUCGCACCGAAAAUCUCGAACUUAACAAAAUUGAACAGUUUUAUUUUUCAUCAAAGCAUCAAUACACUUGCAGUUACGUUACGUACAUACACUCACUUUUUGUGUGUGAAAUUAUUUCAGCCGCAUCGCAUCGCAUUGCAAAAGACCCUUUGUUUUAGUUCAGCUAUCAAAUUAAAUAUUGGCCCUGGUUCAAUAGAGCAACGCAGAGAAGAAAGAAGUGAAAAAAAGUAAACGGUAGCCAAAACACGAAAACAAACAAACAUACAUUGUGCGUAACGAAACGAACACGGUCGCGCUAUAACGUGCACAGCCACAAAAAAGGAAGACGAGAAAAAUUUGCAUUCGAACGCGGGAAAGGGAAAGAGGAACGUAGACCAUCCCAUUGGCCAGCUCAAUAGUGAAACCGUUUGUUCAAAUGAGCAGUCUAAGCCAAAAACGGCGAUAAAAAUUAAUUGGCCGUGAACGAUGCAAAUUAUGUUAACACACCACCGCCACAGCCAUUGUUAUUAUUAUUAUAGCUAUUAUUGUUUGAAUAGAGCGAUUGCAAUUGCCGAGCGCCUAACGUCAUAGAAAUGUGCAAGCCCACACAGUUUGUUAUUAUGUCUUUAGUGUUGUUUAUGACAGUGCUGCUCAUCGGCGCUGUGUCCAAUGAGUCAGUGAAUAAAUCAGUAUCGCCAUCGGUACCGACAUCCGCUCAAGUGAUGCCGGCCGUGGCAGUAGCAGUACCAGCCGCCCCGGUUGCGGUGCCAGCGGCACCUGUGCCACCAGUACACGGGAUCAUUGCCGAUCAUAUGGAUUUGCCGACGAAAUUUGGCGAUGAAGAUGAUGUGAUUGAAGGAAAAGCAGCGGCCGAAAAGAAAGCAUCGGAAAAUGCUGGCAUCGGCUCAUCGGCCAGCCGAAAUGAUGACGACGACGAGCACUACGAUGAGGAUGAUGAUGAUUUUUUGAGCGGUCACAGUGCAGACAAAAACAGUGGCGGCUCACACCAUCGUGACACCGAUGAAUCAGAAGCUGAUUACGAUGAUGAAAGUGAUUUGGGGCCAACGUUGGAUAAUUUCGGCACUAAAUUGGAUGGCAGCGAUACAGGCAACGAAUUACCGAUAUUUUUGAUGGAACCACAAAGUGCUUAUGCCGUUCGAAAUCGACCCGCUAUUCUAAAAUGCAAAGCAGCCCAUGCAUUACAGCUAACAUUCAAGUGUAGCGGCAGUUCACAUCCUCCACCAUCGACCCUCGAUUCGCAUGUGGAUCCACACACUGGCGUUCAGCUCCAGGAAGUAACGGCGACCAUAUCGAAAGAUUUGGUGUACGAAUAUUUUGGCAAGUCACCAUUUAAAUGUGAUUGUCAUGCGUGGUCACCGCGUGGAAAGGCAAAAAGCCAAUCGGCGACCAUUGAAGUUGCAUUUUUGAAGAAGCAGUUCAAAAUUUCCCCGCAAUCGAUUCGCGUUGAGGCUAAUGGACGAGCUGAAAUAACGUGUAGCCCGCCAUUAGGUGUGCCAAUACCGAAGAUUCAAUGGCUGAAAAAUGGAUCGCCGCUGAUACAGGAUGCAUCGGUGUUGGUGACCGGCGAGGGAAGUGUUCUGAUUACGCAUGCAUCAAUGACGGACAUGGCAAAUUACACAUGCGUUGCAGAAAACAUCGCCGGAAAGAGAUUAUCUGAUCCAGUUUCAUUAACCGUAUAUGUGAACGGCGGUUGGAGCUUAUGGAGCCAAUGGACAGAGUGUCGAUGCCCAGGCAGAUCGCCAAUUGGACAGAAACGCACACGUAGCUGCAAUAAUCCGAUGCCAUUGAAUGGCGGAGGCACAUGCAGUGGCCCGAAUGUGCAAAAAACCCCUGACUGUCUACCUUGUCCAGAGGAUAUCCAAAUUGUCAACCCGGAGAGUUUCGAUCUAUUGAUUGUUCAUAAUGCAACCAGUAAAAACCAACCGAAUUUCAUCUACGGAAAUACGCUUGCAGCCGGAUGUCGUGGUGGAAAUUGCAGCAUUGUGAAAGAAGGUUCAGAUUGGCCGUUAUACAUUGGAUUGGCGGUGGUGGGUGCAAUUUGUGUUGCAUUAGGCGCCGGUUUGGCACGUGGUGCACGGAAAGGAAGACGCUUGCCGCCAUACAGUAUCGCACGUACAGAAAUGCAACCCGAAUAUUUCCAUGAUCCUGAUAAAAAGGCAACGAUACAAUUUCAACCGGAUUUGACGCGAAAUAAUAUCACGGCUAAUUAUGAUUACCCACCAUUAAAUUCACAUCAUCAUGGACUUUUGCCAAGUUUAGCAAAUGGUGGCAGCAAUGCUGGCAGCGUCACCGGAACCAUUGUCCAAAGUAUACCGCUACAGAUACCCAGAUCGAUAUCCGAACAUCAUUAUGAUGUGCCGCAUCUAGCCAAUAACUAUGCAACGCCAAUGGAUAAAGUCAGCGGAAAUGAUUCAUACAGCUCGUCAAACUAUUCAAAACGGAUUCACAGCACCGACUCGCUCGCAACCACCACCAAUACUUCCGAUUCAACGUAUGAUGUUGCAACCGAACCGCCAACACUGCCAAUGUCUCAUAAAAAUUUCCCCAAAUCGAACACGGUGCGCCAAUUAGUGGCGUCAGCUGGUGCAUAUUUGAAAUUGAAUAGUGCGAAUGUGGCGUUAUCGAUUCCGGAGCUGGCUGUUGGAAAAAACCAAAAACACAGUAUCUUUUUAUCAGUAUUACAUGAGGACAGUAUUCGUGCAUGCAUACCCGAAGUGUGUUCGCAUAUCUCGCCAAUUGUGCACUGCGGCCCCAUGGACAUUAACAUAAAUAAGCCCGUUGUAUUGCGUGUACCACAUUGCGCGGAGAAUCUCGAUCAAUGGCGCAUAUCGUUGUACCAUUCAAAUGCUCACAUACAGGAAAUCGAACCAAAGUGGCGAAAAAUCGUUACACUGGGCGAAGAAACGAUUAAUACACCCGCCUAUGUACAAAUGGAUGAAAAGUAUGCGUACAUAAUGACGGAAUUUUUGGGACGAUUCGUUUUGGUGGGUGAAUCGUUGAUCAGUGGGAUGCGUGCGGUAAAACGGCUCAAACUGUUCCUAUUCGGGCCAUCGAUACAGCCAAAUAGUGAUUGCAACAUAAGGGUAUAUGUUAUCGAAGAUUUUCCAAGUUCAAAAGAUUAUUGUGCCAGCUUGGAGAAUCGUUUGGGCGGCACAUUCUUGGGUCAAAGUGCACCGCUUACGUUCCAAGACAAUGGCCAAGAUUUAAAUCUCAAUCUGAAAUGUAUCGGACGAUGGCGUGCAAAGGCCGGCACCGAGAGUCAGAAAAUACCAUUUUCCCAUGUAUGGAACAAUAGUUUUGCGUUACAUUGUGCGUUUGCAUUGCAACGAGUCGUUGACCAUGAUAAUAAUGCAACUAAUUCGACGGGCCUAAAAUUGGAGGUAAUUGCACGGCAGAGACAGGGUGGCGAAGUGAUUGCAACGCAUAUUGCACCGUUUUGCACAUUGCCAAUAGAUACGCUCAGCGUCAUCGAUGAAUACAGUGAUAAUUCAUUGCGUAGUGUUACCAUUUCGGAGAAAGGGGUCACCGCGUGCAUACAGGCCGGCGGUGAUAGUGAACAGACCGCAUUUAAACUGACGCGUCAAGCGAAACGUGAACUAUGUGCCUGUUUGGAUCCGCCAACGUCUCGAGGUAAUGACUGGCGUAUGCUAGCCCAACGCCUCAAAGUCGAUCGAUACAUUGCAUUUUUCGCAACAAAACCAUCGCCCACCGAACAAAUACUCGAUUUGUGGGAAUGUAAAUGCCGCGAUUCGAACGCGCUGGCCGAAUUGUCUGGCACAUUGCGCAGCAUGGGAAGAAACGAUGCGGUUGAUAUUCUCGAAAAAACACUAGGGCCAUUAUGGCUAUAAAUCCGUUUUUGUGUGCACCACCACCACCAGCAGCAGCAGUUUGGAGUGCAAAUUCCAUUGGGAUGCGAAACAUGCACCAAUAAAAAUGAAAUUCAUUGUAAAACCGUGUGAUUUAGUGGAGAGGAAGUUUGUGCAUUGCAAACGAACCAAACACAACAACAAUACUGACUACAAAAAAACGAAGAAGAAAGAUUUAGAACAAAAAUCGAAAUAAAAAAAAACACACAAAAACCAUAUUAACUGAAUACAAAAGAUGUAACGGAUGAAAUAACAGCACGUUUAUGUACUAAUCAAUGAUAUCGAUUUGUAAAUGUAAAAUGUAUAACAGUAGUUCGAUAAUAAUUGGAUAGUUAAGUGUAAAGAGAAAAAAAACUGGCGAGAAAAUGCCCAAUUUUUUUUAUUAAAGUAGAGUAGCAACUAUGUGUUUAUUUAUGUAGCGGUAAUAAAUAGACACCAAUUCAUCUGCAGAGGGUGAGCGGCCCACUUGAGUGGCGGCGCUGUUAUUCUCUGCUCUCGUAUUCAUUUUAUUUUUUUAAGAAAGGGAAAAAAAAACAAAAACAAACAACCAAAACAACAGCAACAACAAGAACGGAAUCAAAUUCUGUGCGAAGUUCGUUGACAAUUUUUUUCGAUACGCAUUGCACCCAUCCAAAUAGUCAAGUGCAUGUAUUACUGAUAGAUGGAAAAAAUUGCUUUAGUUGUUAUACAUACGGAAAAUGUUAUCGACAUUAUCAGCAAAGAAAAAAGAAACAAAAAUAAUUAAAGAAGACGCGCGCGUAAAGCGAGCGGAAGAAAAAAAUUUUAAGUGCAUUUAACCGUUUAACAUUUGUUUUCAUUGAAAGAGGAGAAUUUAUCUAAAUAUAUGAGAAAUUUUGUUUAACAAAAAAAAAUGAAGAGAAAAAAAGAGUAUCUUAAGCGAAGAAGUGAGCAGGGGAAUGAGUCAUUGCAAUUACAAUAACGCACUGAGUUUCGUAGUGUCGAUAACGGCAACGGCCAAAUGCAAAGACCGAAUCAAUACGAAUUGAUUUGAACAAAAGCAGACAAAAAAGUAAUGAAUGAUUCUUGUAGUCAAUUGUGAGCACACUACGAGACGGUCUGAUUCCAAUAAUAGCACACGCGAAAUAGAACCAAUAUUUAUUUAUCACUGAACAUGAAUGUAUACUCAACAAUUAGUCGUCGCUUUGGAUGAAAAUGAACGAAAAAAAAAGACAAAACACACAAAAUGAAGCGUGGCAUUUGAAAGUACACGGAACAGAUACGCGACUAUGAUUGACAUAGCAAAGAAAAAGCAAGCAAACACAUAGAGAAGAAGAGCCAACAACGAAAAUCAAUUAAAAGACGUUUUAAAAGCAACCAACUGCAAUGAGUGUGUCAGAGAAGCGAAUAUGAGUUCAUUAGAAUUCGAUAACAGCAGCAACGGAAAUGCAAACCAAUCACACACACACACACACACACACACACACAAAACCCCCUUUUUUUGAUAGUAAACAUUUAUCAGACGAUAAACAUUUAUUCUUUCAUAAUUUGUGUGUACGCGUUUUUUUUUAUUAUUAUUUUCUUGAUGAACGCAGUGAAUAGGAACCAGAUUAGGUUUAUCACCACUAGGUUUAUUUAUUAUACAUUUUCUUUAUCGCCGUUCAUAUGCAAGUGUAUCGAAAAAAUAACAUAAUCAAAAACGGAUUUUCAUUAAAUGCCGAAUCAUCGACACACCGCUUUAUUUAUUUUACUCUCUAUCGAUCGCCACGUGUGCACUGCUCAAAUCACACUGCGAUUUAAUAUAAAUUGACACUUUAUUAUUACAAUAGAUAUUACCACAUUAAAAGCCGAUUACAACUCAGUCUCACAAAAUGCAACCAAUCGAAUGGAUAGAGGAAAAGAGAGAAUAAUUUUGACUAUGCUUAUGUUCAAUCAAUUUUUCUCUUUUCAUUCUUUUUCUGUUCGACAAACGAAACGUCUUAUUGUGUAAUUUUAGUUUAUAACAUGAUUUUGUUCUACAUUUAGUGGAUGAUAAUAAUUUUCAUAGUGAUUUUAGAUCGAUAGCAACAAUUUUUAUACUUUAUUUUUUUCUUCGUUUUAAAUCGCAUUUUUCAACAAUACCAAUCGCGUUCGCGCUCACAUAAUAAUAUAUAUCGAAUUAGCUAGCUCAUUUUUUUUCCAUUCUCUAUCAUUGUUGUCAUACAAACGUAAUUUGAUUAUUUGCUGCACACAAUAGUUAGACGGGAUUUGUUACUCGGAUCUAUGUUGUGAAUUGCAAGUUGCAUGAUUUUCAACUACAAUUUCAUUAAAUCUGGCAAUUGAAAAUAUGCACGCGAUCGUCUUUUGAACAAACAAAAAAUUGACAAAUGUUUGACCCAAUUCUUUUGCGGUUUCACCGUUGUGAUUGCGCAUACCAAUGAUGGUGAUUUGAUUUGAUGUUUGUAUCACGAAAGUACCGACACAUGUUUUUUUUUCAUCAUUCAUUUUUCAUACACUCAAUUUAUUUUUUUUAUAUUUUGGAAUUGUUUUUUUGAUUAUUUUUUUUUUUAAUUUGGUUACUGGUUUCAGAAUUUUUUGUACAAUUUAAUGUUGAAAAAUUAAAAAAAAAAGAAAAUAUUUUGAGGAAAAGGGUUUAAAAAUUAUUUAAAUGUGCCAAAAAUGCCGUUUUUUCACCACCAUCAUCGUAUCGCCAAUCACAACGCAUCGAAUACUCAGAAACAACAUUUCAAGAUCAUUGCAUUUAUUUUUUUUUAAAUUUUUGAAUCAAUUUUGUCUGCCUGAGAGACUAAACGUGAAUUUAUAGAAUAGCAACUAUUCGUUUGUUUUCUUUUUUAAAACCAUAUAAACAUGACAACUGCUACGCAAAUACUAGCUAACCAAUUUAAUGUUCUUUAUUUUGCUUGAAUAAAGCCGUAUACACUUCGCAAUUACUGCCAUAAUUCGAUUUUCACAUACUGAAAUUAAGAAUGUUGUCAUCAGCGCUAAUCGUUCGUUUCUUUAUUGUUUCCAUCGUAAAUAUAGAUUCUGAAGACUUUUGCAAAAUAAGAAACAAACAAAAAUGCGAAUGAAACAUUCAAGAAAAUUUGCAAAUGAACUGUUGUCGCGUGAAAUACGACAAAACAAAAAUAUCAGUAGAAACACGUUUGAAACAGAGAGAAAUCGCAAACAAAAUGCAAGUUAGAAUCUAUAAUAUUCGUAGUUUUGAUACAAUGGGCUAUAGAAAUCGCAUUAAGUGUAAAUGUAAUUCAUUGAAGACAAAAAGAGAAGAAAAAACAAACAAACAAACAAACAUAAGUAAAAAAAUAAUUGUAAUAAAUUCUCUUGAAACAAUCAGUUUGCAUUUAAUUAAUUUAGUGUGGUUGCACUUCACGUGAAAAUCCUUGGUCGUUACUAUUAUUUUUCCCUUUAAUUUCAUCACAUAUUUUUGUAGCCACUUGAAGUGUUAACCCACUAGAAUAAUUUUUCAUAAUUUUUUAUUUUCGUUAUUACCGAAAUAUGCGUUCAAAUUCCGAAGAAAAAAAAUUUACAUUUUAAGACAAAACAAAAAUCAUCAUCUAUUUUUAUUGAGGGUAAUUCAAAAGAAAAAAAAUCUCAAAUAAUCGGACGCAUUUUAUUUGAUGAAGAAAUAAAAUUGAUUGGAUAAACAAACAAUUACCUAAUGAAAAAUUGUAAAUAGACGUUAGUUAAGAAUUAUAAGAGAAACAGAUAAAAAUUCAGAGUAACAUAAAUGAAAAUGAAGAGAAGAAGAAAAAAAAGCAAACAACACAACAAAUAGACAAAGUGGAAAUAUUAUCGUACCAGAUCCCUAAAUAUAUUAUAUGCGAAUCAUCGUAUUGAUUAGUAUUUUAGAAACCAGGAAACAACAAAAAAAAUGUUAAGGUAUUUAUGAUAUAUAUAGAUAUAUAUUACAAAAAUAAAGCAAACAAAACCGCUGCUACUUAAAAA
Molecule: messenger RNA, 9485 nt
Organism: Sitodiplosis mosellana (orange wheat blossom midge)
Lineage: Eukaryota; Metazoa; Arthropoda; Insecta; Diptera; Cecidomyiidae
Gene: unc-5
Product: netrin receptor unc-5
Exons: 14
Coding region: 2289-5564 (1091 amino acids)
Biological process (GO): motor neuron axon guidance; netrin-activated signaling pathway
Cellular component (GO): membrane
Molecular function (GO): protein binding; netrin receptor activity
Source: RefSeq, a predicted model, not a curated record